Molecule: messenger RNA, 468 nt
Organism: Geodia barretti
Lineage: Eukaryota; Metazoa; Porifera; Demospongiae; Tetractinellida; Geodiidae
Source: the annotation of a GenBank genome assembly
AUGCAGGAAUUGGCUGAGGCCCAGUUUUACCUUCGCUACGAAAUCCCGGUGAAUGGCCUGGCCAUAGGACAGAGUGUAGAGGUGGUCUAUAAGAACCCAAACUCUGGUGUGGUAGCAGUCUACUUUGUGACAGACACUGGCGCCGUUUCUCUGCACGUUAACCCUCGCUACAACUGGGGAGGAAAUGUCAAUUUCCUCUACCUCAACACUUUCUUCAGUGGAAGGUGGCAGCAUUACCAAACGGCCCCCGGCUUCCCCUUCCCAGCUAAUGGAGUAUCCACAACAGUGUCUCUUCGUAUAACCGUUCAGCAGAAUUCCUUUCUCAUACUGGCCAACGAUAUCCCAAUAACAAAGUUCGCAUUUCGUCAUUCGCUGAGUCCAAAAAGCAUCAGAAAAAUCCAGUGGACAGUUUUGGACAACACAGCUACCAGGAAGGCUGUUCUGGAGACACUGGCACUCCAUUUCUAA